Chrysoperla carnea is the source of this 2050-nucleotide messenger RNA. RefSeq names its product protein tumorous imaginal discs, mitochondrial-like. The record is from RefSeq and is a predicted model, not a curated record. Gene Ontology annotation, cellular component: mitochondrion. Lineage: Eukaryota; Metazoa; Arthropoda; Insecta; Neuroptera; Chrysopidae. Bases 75 to 1796 code for a protein of 573 amino acids. Gene Ontology annotation, biological process: negative regulation of apoptotic process; protein folding; mitochondrion organization. Gene Ontology annotation, molecular function: heat shock protein binding; ATP binding. The transcript has 5 exons.
AUUUCGUUUUUAUCAUCAGUUAGAAUUAUUACGAUUGUUACCCACAACCGGCCAUAACCGGCCUCUCGUACAACAUGGCCUCGGGAAGUGGUUUUGUUCGAUUCAUAGGUCCAAAGACUUUAAAUUUAUUUAGUUCACAAAGAUUGUCCAACAUUUCGUUCUAUCUUUCCCAAAAAUGUUUGUUUUGUGAUAAAAAGGUUAAUCAUAUAGCGACUAAACGAUUGCAUCACACUACGUCCUCACGCACUGUCAAAACUAUCGUUCAAAAACGGACUUUUCACUCUACAUCAGCAUGGCUAGCACGAAAAGACUAUUAUGAAAUACUCGGAGUUUCUCGAAAUUCUGCAGCUAAGGAUAUUAAGAAAGCGUACUAUCAAUUAGCGAAAAAGUUUCAUCCGGAUACGAAUAAAGGUGAUCCAGACGCUAGUAAAAAAUUUCAAGAAGUUUCUGAAGCUUAUGAGAUAUUAAGUGAUGAAACUAAAAGGAAAGAAUAUGAUACGUAUGGGGCAACAUCAGAACAAAUGGGAAUGGGAGGAGGAGGAGGUCGAGGGCGUGGGACUGAAGGAUUUAGCCAAUCCUGGAGCUAUCAAUCAACAAUUGACCCAGAGGAAUUAUUUAGAAAAAUUUUUGGAGAUACAUCAUUUCGUUCUGGUUUUGAAGAUUUUGCUGAAUCACAAUUUGGAUUUGGUAGUUCCAAGGAAGUCACUAUGCGUUUAACAUUCCAAGAAGCAGCUCGUGGUGUAAACAAAGAAAUUACAGUAAAUGUGGUUGAUACAUGUCCAAAGUGUCACGGAGCACGUGCCGAGCCCGGAACUAAAGCUACGACAUGCCAAUAUUGUAGUGGUACAGGCAUGGAAACUAUUUCCACAGGCCCAUUUAUAAUGAGAUCUACAUGUAGAGCAUGCCACGGAUCAAAAUCAUUUAUUAGAUAUAAAUGUACGGAAUGUGAGGGUAAAGGUCAAACAGUUCAAAGAAAAAAACUUACUGUACCUGUACCAGCUGGUAUAGAAGAUGGUCAAACUGUACGCAUGCCUGUGGGUAGAAAAGAAAUUUUUAUCACGUUCAGGGUGGAUCAAUCUGAUUAUUUUAGACGCGAUGGCAAUGAUGUCCAUACAGAAGCUGAAAUAUCAGUAUCACAGGCUAUUCUUGGUGGAACAAUUCGAAUUCAAGGUAUAUACGAGGAUCAUACGGUUCAAAUAAUGCCUGGAACUUCAUCAAAUACUAAAAUAAGGUUAGCUGGUAAAGGUGUUAAAAAAAUGAAUGGAUAUGGACACGGAGAUCACUAUAUACAUAUUAAAAUAAAAACACCUAAAAAAUUAUCUCCGAAACAAUUAGCGUUAAUACAAUCCUAUGCUGAAUUAGAAGAAGAUACACCUGGUCAAAUUCUGGGCGUUACAUUUAAAACCGAUGGAACCAAGCGUAUAAUAGACGAAUCAUCUGAUUUAUUGGAAUCAAUACGUGCUGCUUUACAGGAUCAACAACAAAAGAAAAUAGACGACAAGAGGAAGACGAUACUCGAGUCAAAUCAAAACGAGAAAACACAUGGAGCUAUUAGUUAUAGUAAUACUAAUGAUAAUAAUCAAUCAAAAAUAGAAAAUAUUGAAAAAUCUAGUGAAAUAAAUAGUAAUAAUGAUAAUUCUGAAAUUAAUGGUAACAAUUUAAAUGAAAGUAUUGAUGAUAUUGAAAAAACUGUUGAUUAUAUAAAAGUGAGCAUAGAUUCUACCAAUGAAGAUGGUGAUAAAUCAAAAAAGAAAAUAGAUCAUGAAAUUCCAGUGCACAAAGUAAACGGGGCUUAAGAAUUAUAAUUACUUUGAGAAUUUAUUGUCUUUUGUAAAAUAAAUAGUUCAAUUUUGUGAAUAAUUACCAGUUUUACCAAAAAAAAAAAACUUUAAUUUCUUUAAUUUUUUCUAAGCCGUGCUGUAAAUUUUAGUCUUUUUUUUCUGUUAUCUGCAGAGUAGUGUUUGUUUAGUCAAAAUGGCCAUGUUGAUUGUUUAUAUACAUUGUUAAUUUUAUGACGGUUAAUUAUAAAAAUUAUGCCUUUAGAAGGGGA